Gongylonema pulchrum is the source of this 276-nucleotide messenger RNA. NCBI's taxonomy places the organism in Eukaryota, Metazoa, Nematoda, Chromadorea, Rhabditida, Gongylonematidae. The record is from the annotation of a GenBank genome assembly.
AUGCGAUUAUUGGGCUCAUUAGAAUCAGCGAAGGAAAAGCAAAGACCACAGAAAGCAGCGAGACUGAUAUGCGCAGCAAUACGGGAAUUGAUCGAUCAUCGCAAAGAGGCUGGUAUCUGGGCCCAGGAACCGCUUAUUUGCUCCUCACUGAUGCUUUUUAUCAAAGCGAAUUCAUCAUUUUUGGUUAUUUUGCUUCGGAAACCGAUCAGUAUUGAAACCGAUCAGUACCCUGAUGACCGAGGAAUUAAAAACCUGAUUAGUGCGAUAUUCUCAUGA